GGGAGAUGUUGGAAUCCUUACUAACUGCUAACUAAGUAGAGUUGAUCUAAUCUUACAAGAAGAUGUUUUGGGCAGAACCUGAAACAAGGUACUAAGUAGAACUACCCAUAAUCCCUCUCUCUGGAAGGAGCAUAAAUAGGCCAAUGGGCCAGUCGGAGAAGUUCUAGAGAGUAAAGACGCUACAAGUCGAGAUUUCACUGGAAUGACAUGAAGACUGGAGCUGGCUGGAGGCUGAAGAAAGCAGAGGCAGAGGCUGAAGGACCAGACCUUUGGAUUUAAAGACAUUUGGAGAGAGCUCUUGGAACCAAGCAGAGAGAUAGGCCUCUAAGCUAACCGGGUUAUAUUGGAAACAAUAAAAGAUCUGAACUCUUAUCACCUGGCUGCUUUUUGAGAAGAAAAAGCUCACCACAUUUUGGCGCCCUGAACGUGGGACAAACAGACCCCUCAGUGGAUUUCAGUGGAAAAGCUCCGAUCCUGAUUCAAGUGGAAAAGACUCUGAUCCUGAUCCAGUGGAAAAAACUUCAACCCAGAAAUUAGGGUGAGUGCAACAAAGAAAUUUUGUUAGAAGAGUUAAAGUAGAAUUUCAUCUAAGAUGGGACAGAUAUUUAGAAAACAGCCUGUUUCUGUUCAAGGGAAAUGUUUAGAGAGCAUUGUCAAAGUUAUGGAAAGCCAAGGUUUAAUUAUAAGUUUACAGCAAAUCACUGAACUUUUACAAACUGUAAAGGACAUAUGUCCUUGUUUCUCUCUUGAUAAGGAAUUAGAUCUAAAUGAAUGGAAAUUGGUUGGAGAGGAUCUUUGUCAAUUCUAUGAUAAAAAUGGGCCUAACUCAAUAAUUAAUACAUAUAAUGUAAUACAAUUGGCUAUAAGAAGUUAUUUAAGUGAUAGAAUGAUGAAAAGGAAAGUACAGGAGGAAAAAGUGCCAACUUUACUAGGUGAAAAGGAGGAUGAAUCAGAUGAGAAUGGAGUUAAUUACAAUUCUGAGUAUGACACUUCACAGCAGGAGGAAUUAGAUGAUUCCACAUCUCAUGACCCUCCCCCCGCAAUUAACCCUUCAUGGGUGGAACAAGGGGAAGGGAGAGAGACAGAAACACAGUCAGCUUCUCCUGUAAAGCAGAAUUUGACAAGAUUAGAAAAAGCAUUAAUUAAAGCAAAAAAUGAAGGAGAAGAUAUAUCUGAUUUUAUAAAUGCAUAUCCUGUGAUUGAAGAGCUCAACUCCUCAGGUCAAAAAGAGAGAAAAUACACUCCUUUUAAUUUGGGAAAAAUUAAAGAUUUGAAAAAGGCUUGCACUCUUUAUGGGGCUACAUCAUCUUAUGUGAAGAUGUUACUGGAUAAUUUGUCUUAUGAACUCUUAACCCUGAAUGACUGGAAAUCCAUCACUAAAACAUGUCUUGAACCGGGACAAAAUUUAUUGUGGCUUUCAGAGUUUCAUUAAUUAUGUAGGAUUCAAGCCACCAGAAGAGCAGUGUCCAGUGCGAGCAGCUCCACUAUCUUUAGAUAAUCGUCAGGUGAUGUGGAGAGAUCCAGAAAGUGGUGAAUGGAAGGGACCAGAUAGGCUAACUGCUUGGGGGAGAGGAUUUGCUUGCAUCUCUACACGUGGAGAAGGAAUCAGACAGGUGCCUUUUAUAGCCAGGCUAUGAUGCAGACUUCCCAAAAUCCAAACAUGAGAAGACAGAGUCCCUCUUGGCAAGGGACUUCCAGAGACACUCGUAGAUGCUUUCAGUGUGGAAAAGUAGGACAUCUGAAAGCUCAAUGUUGGUAUAGAGAUAGAAUGGGAAAACAAGGUGGGAGAACAAGACCCCAAACCCCAUGUCCAAAAUGCAACAGAGGCUUCCAUUGGGCCUCAGAAUGCAGACAGAUUCAGGGAAACCGGAUGAGGGGCCCAAGGCAAAAAACACUUGGGGCAUGAUGGCAGCCAAUGGUGCACUCAGAGAGUGCCUAGAAGUCCAGUACCCAGACAUGACCAAUCAGCCAGAAAGCCAUAUGAUGGGAGAAGGGGAUUACACAGUCAACCAGCCAGGAAGCAACCUGAUGGCAGAAGGGAAUUACAAUUGAGGAGAAUAGAGCUGUAUGCAGCUGGGACAACUGAGAUACCCCCUGGAGAGGUGAAAUCUGUUCCUCUCCAGCCUAUGGAUCCCCUACCUCCAGGCACAGUAGG
Molecule: messenger RNA, 2155 nt
Organism: Antechinus flavipes (yellow-footed antechinus)
Lineage: Eukaryota; Metazoa; Chordata; Mammalia; Dasyuromorphia; Dasyuridae
Exons: 3
Coding region: 593-1432 (279 amino acids)
Biological process (GO): viral process
Molecular function (GO): structural molecule activity
Source: RefSeq, a predicted model, not a curated record